AAUAAUUUAAAAAUGAAUAAAUAAAAGCCCUCAAUCUUUCUAAAAGUAACAGUUUUUCUACUCGGCUUUUGUUUUUGUCGUUGAAUGCCAACAAAGCAAGAAAACCAUUCUCAGAGACCCCAAUCUCUCCAAAAGUGGGCGAUUUCUGUUUGGAAUUCAUGGAUUUUGUUUUUGAAAUUUAGGGCUUCCAGAGGGGCCUUUCUUGUUUUGGGAAAGGGCUCUUGGAAGAGAGAGUAGCUUUUUGGAGAAAAGAAGUUCUAGAGAGAGGAUGAAAGUGUUGUUUGGGAGCCCAGGGAGGCUGAGUGGGCUUGUUCUGAGAAUGGGACAGUGUUCUUUUGCUGCUUCUUCUAUUGGGAUAAUGCUAUCUGCUUCUGGGUAUUCUGCUUCCACUGCCUUCUGCUACUUAAUUGCCUCCAUGGGCCUUCAAAUCCUGUGGAGUUUCACACUUGCAUGCGUUGAUAUGCAAGCUUUAAGAUUAAGAAGAAACCUUCAACAUCCUGUCUUGCUGAGCCUAUUUGUUGUUGGUGAUUGGGUGACAUCUCUGCUCUCGCUUGCAGCUGCAAGCGCGUCGGCUGGUGUGGUUCUCCUGUAUGCAAGAGACUUGAAUUUCUGCAGCUCAAUAAUCCAUCCUCCCUGCACCAAAUUCCAAAUUUCUGUAGCUUUGGCCUUCAUCUCCUGGUUCCUCCUGGCCAUAUCUUCUUAUGUCAUGUUUUGGCUGUUGUGCUCAGUUUGAAUGACUCAUUCUUCUCCAUUACCAUGUACAUAGAGUUAUUUUUCGAACUUUCCAUUUUCUUGGAGUUGGUUUAUAUUUCCCUGUUCAGGAAAAUGUUUCUUUCCCAUGUUCAUAAAUUUAAGUUCUAUCUUAUAUAGAAUACCAUGGUUUUCUCUUCGAAUUUCGGGGACAUAACAGAAUAUAAAUAAAACUGCUCCAUAUCAGUUUGAUUUCAACA
This is a messenger RNA of Vitis vinifera (wine grape), 950 nucleotides long. RefSeq names its product CASP-like protein 5B2. The record is from RefSeq and is a predicted model, not a curated record. Lineage: Eukaryota; Viridiplantae; Streptophyta; Magnoliopsida; Vitales; Vitaceae. The coding region runs from base 269 to 733 and encodes 154 amino acids. The transcript has 3 exons. Gene Ontology annotation, cellular component: membrane.